GCCAGAUGCGGAACUUCCAGUCAUCUUUUUUUGUCUCCUUCUUUUUCGUUGCGCGUGACUUUUCGUCGAGCGAACCUUGAGCGCAUCUUUCUCUGAGCCGGAGCGCUCGUUUUCUUCGAGAGCAUCAUGACCCAAACCCCUCACCCAGGCUGCACAUCGGCGACAUAAUGGCAUUUCGGAGCGCGUGCUGCUGCGGUUCGGCUCCAAUCAAUGAAGACAAUGCGAGAUUCCUGCUGCUGGCCUUGUUCAUCGUGGUCUAUCUGCUAUGCGGAGCCGCCGUGUUUUCCGCCCUGGAGCAGCCCAAAGAGAGGGAGGCCAAGGAGCGAUGGGCGCACAGCUUCGAGCUCUUCAGGCAGACUUACAACCUGAGUCAGAAUGAGCUUCACCGCUUCCUCAGGAACUACGAGGAAGCCAAUGUGGCAGGAAUCCGAGUGGACAGCAUCAGACCUCGCUGGGACUUCACUGGGGCUUUUUACUUCGUGGGAACAGUGGUUUCUACCAUUGGCUUUGGGAUGACCACUCCUGCCACAACCGGAGGGAAAGUCUUUCUGAUGUUCUAUGGGCUCCUUGGAUGCGCAGCCACCAUCCUCUUCUUCAACCUCUUCCUGGAGCGGGUCAUAACUGUCAUCGCGGUCGUCCUCAAAUCCUGCCACGAGCACCGCCGCAACAAGGCUCAACUCCCCCAAAAUGGUCAAGGGGUCCGUGCAAGGUCAAGUGGAAAAGGGGAGGAUCUUGCUGGCUGGAAGCCUUCAGUCUACUGUGUGAUGUUCAUCCUUGGAGCGGCAGCUGUUUUGGUGUCUUGUUGUGCCUCGCUCAUGUAUUCUGCGGCCGAGGGCUGGAGCUACUUGGACUCGCUCUACUUCUGCUUCGUGGCCUUCAGCACCAUCGGCUUUGGAGAUAUGGUGAGCAGCCAGCGGCUCGUCUACGAGGGCCACGCUACGGCAGCGUACCAAAUGGGAAACUUCUUGUUCAUCCUGACGGGCGUCUGCUGCAUCUACUCCCUCUUCAACGUCAUCUCCAUUGUCAUCAAGCAGGUCCUCAACUGGCUGCUGAGGAGACUCGAAGCCACCUGCCGAUGUUGUUACUCCAGAGGGGGUCACCACCCACACCGGCACCCCCGUCGGAACGUGGUGGCCCCGGGGCACUUGCGAGCCCGCAGUGAACCGUCCAUAGAGACUGAUGCCAUCAAUGAAAGCGAAACUGAUGCUGGGCGCAGGAUGUCUGGAGAGAUGAUCUCUAUGAGAGACUUUCUCGCAGCAAAUAAGGUCAACUUGGCUAUCAUGCAGAAGCAGCUUUCCGAGAUGGCGAUAGGAAACCCACGCCAGUCCGGCUCCACUUCACAUCAUAACGGCUUCUCCGGGGGAGUGGGGGCCCUCGGUAUCAUGAACAACCGGCUGGCGGAGACAAGCGUGGACAGAUAGGGAGAAAUAAAGUGGAUCCAAGUGGAUACAAAACAGUGUGAGGAUGAGCCUAGAAUGAAAUACUGUAAUCAACAAAGAUCUAUGCUUCCCUGGAGAUCUGAAUACUGCGCAUUUUCCAUUAACAUGUGUAGACUCAAACAAUAUGAAUUAUGCAUGAUAGUUUGCUGGAAUCUUACAUAUGGGCCAGGCUAAGUACGGUGGGAUGUUCAUCAUGUGGAAUUCAGUUUCUAUGGUGAUGGAGAAGUCCACUUUGUUCCCCUGUACCUAAGCUUUAAAGGUUUAUUUGCAAUAGCGGACUGCACGGCUGACUUCCACUGCGCGUAAGUGCUUUACAGAACAGUACAUUCACUGUACAGUAUCUCGUGUCCAUUGCUGUAAACAUAGAUGGGAGAAAAGUGGCUUCAAUAAAGUGGCUUUU
This is a messenger RNA of Syngnathoides biaculeatus (alligator pipefish), 1839 nucleotides long. Its product is annotated as potassium channel subfamily K member 13-like. Gene Ontology annotation, biological process: potassium ion transmembrane transport; stabilization of membrane potential. The record is from RefSeq and is a predicted model, not a curated record. Gene Ontology annotation, molecular function: potassium ion leak channel activity. The transcript is spliced from 3 exons. Gene Ontology annotation, cellular component: membrane. The coding region runs from base 168 to 1421 and encodes 417 amino acids. Lineage: Eukaryota; Metazoa; Chordata; Actinopteri; Syngnathiformes; Syngnathidae.